AUGUCUGUUGAAGAUUUAAGAAUUAGUUCUAUUUCUGCUAGACCUGAAUUUCAUAGAAUGAGUACCAGUAGUACUAAUUUAUCUCCUGGAUUAUCUGGAAAUAAAUAUGUUAAAGUAGUGACUGAAGUACAUUCAUCACGUACCUCUGGAAAUGGUGGACCACCACAUUCAUAUGGUCAAAAUGCUGCAUCAACUAUUAGAGAUACAAGAGAAAGGGAACGUAAAGAGAUGAGUGAUUUAAAUGAUAAAUUAGCUAAUUACAUUGAAAAAGUUCGUUUUUUGGAGGCUCAAAAUAGAAAAUUAAAUACUGAUCUUGAUAUGUUAAAAGGAAAAACUGGAACACAUGCAUCAAAAAUUCGUGUCAUCUUUGAACAUGAAUUGACGGAAGCUAAAGUUUUAAUUGAAACAACUGAGAAACAAAAAGAAGAAUUUGAGAAUCAAUUAAAAAAAUUACAGAAAGACAUUGAUGAUUAUAAGACAAAGUAUGACGAGGCAUAUGAAUUAAGACAACAAAAUAAAAAAAUAAUCGAUGAUUUAUUGGUUAGUCUUUCUGAUAUUGAAGCUGAAAUUAAUUUACUUAAAAGAAGAAUAGCUCUUCUUGAGGAGGAAAUUGGUUUAUUAAAAAAAGAAAAUAUAUCAUUACAAGAUGAACUUAAAAGAACAAGGUCAGCACUUGAUCAUGAAACAUUAGAUAGAAUUGAUUUUCAAAAUCAAUUGACAACAUUACUCGAAGAAAUUGAUUUUAUUAAAAGAAAUCAAGAAGAGGAAAUUAAAGAUCUUCUUGCAAUGGCUUCAAGAGAUACAACAAGUGAAAAUCGUGAAUAUUUUAAAUCUGAAUUAGCUAGUGCCAUUAGAGAUAUUCGUGAUGAGUAUGAUAAAUUAAAUAACAAUAAUAGAAAUGAUUUAGAAUCAUGGUAUAAACUUAAAAUUCAAGAAAUUAAUACACAAUCAGCUAGACAAAAUAUGGAACAAAAUCAUCAAAAAGAUGAAUUAAAAAGAUUAAAAACCAAUGUUACUGAUUUAAGAAGUAAAUUAGCAGAUUUAGAAGGAAGAAAUGCAUUACUUGAAAAACAAAUUGAAGAUUUAAAUUAUCAAAUUGAAGAUGAUCAAAGAAGUUAUGAGGCUGCAUUAAAUGAAAAAGAUGUACAAAUAAGAAAGAUGCGUGAAGAAUGUCAAGCAUUGAUGGUUGAAUUACAAAUGCUUUUAGAUACAAAACAAACACUUGAUUCUGAGUUGGCAAUUUAUCGUAAAAUGUUAGAAGGUGAAGGUGAUGGUACAGGUUUACGUCAACUUGUUGAACAAGUAGUUAGAACAACAGGUAUUAAUGAGGUUGCUGAUACAGAGACAAUGCGUGUUGUCAAAGGUGAAACUUCAUCAAGAUCAUCAUACUCUAGAUCAGCUAAAGGUAUAGUUUCUAUUCAAGAAACAGCUGAAGAUGGUACAUAUAUUUUACUUGAAAAUACUCAUAGAGCUAAAGAAGAAAAUAUAGGUGAAUGGAAACUUAAAAGAAAAAUUGACAAUAAACAAGAAAUUGUUUAUACAUUCCCUAAAGAAUUUAUACUUAAACCAUUUAAAACUGUCAAAAUAUUUGCCAAAGGAGCAGGACCACAUAAUCCACCAGAAACAUUGGUAUUUGACAAAGAAGAUUCAUUUGGUAGUGGUCAUAAUGUUGUUACUAUUUUAUAUAAUAAAGAUGGAGAAGAAAAAGCAACACAUACAAAAAGAACUAGUAAUAAUUAA
Molecule: messenger RNA, 1740 nt
Organism: Strongyloides ratti
Lineage: Eukaryota; Metazoa; Nematoda; Chromadorea; Rhabditida; Strongyloididae
Product: Lamin Tail Domain domain and Intermediate filament protein family and Intermediate filament, ifa/ifb family-containing protein
Exons: 2
Coding region: 1-1740 (579 amino acids)
Source: RefSeq, a predicted model, not a curated record